CUCUUUGCGGCUUUAAUUGGAUGUUGUAAGGCUUCUCCCCUGAGCGCUCGCUGGUCUUCUUGCCAUCCGCUGCCGGGGAAGACUGCGUUUGCCGAAAAAAUAAAGAAGAUACCGAGAAUGACAGAGUACGACUGGGACAAGAAAUGUGCUUCAGCUUCAUAUUCAGGCACAGAAGUGAAACCUGAACAAGUUCCUUCUUGUGUGAACCCUGGCAAUCCUGUGUUUUCAUGUAUGUUGGACCCAAAGACACUCCAUACAGCUACCUCACUAUCAAAACCUAAGAUGAUUAUGUAUAAAACCAAUUCAUGUAAUUAUGGUGAAUUUUUACCUGUGCCACAGUUUUUUCCCUGCAAUUAUACUCCAAGGCAGCAAGUAUUUUCAAGCCAUAUCAGAGCUACUGGAUUUUAUCAAAAUAACUCUCUCAAUACUGCACCUGAUAGAAGCAGAACCCUUGAUUUUCCUAAUUUUCAACAUACUCUAUGAAAAUAUAUUCCUCUGUAUCGUUAAGAGAAAAUAUACUCAGGAAAAAUGAGUUUUAAAUCUAAGGCUAGAAAACCUAACUUGGUAUAUAAAAGUAUUUGAAUUAAUUAAAAGAAUACUUUUAAGAAAUAAAUCAUUUGAACUGAUAACUGAAUUACAGUGACUCCUUAAAUAAAAAUGUGUUCAAAACAGAAUAAAAAGUAAACACGUUUUAAUACAUCUUGGCUUUAUUUAGUACAUGUUCUCCAAAAGUUUCAAAAGGCUUUCAGGAUCUCUGUUGUCCACUGAGUAUAUUUAUCAAAACAAAGGAACACAAGAGCACUAAGAAAAAAACUGAAUUAAAGGAAGACUGACCAGUAAUUUCCCAGAUUUCUGUUAUUUCAACUAAGGGCUUAGAACCUGGGAGAAUUUUAGUUUCCACUGCUAGGCUAGUAGAAGAGAAGACCUGUUAUUCAUUCAUUCAUUUGGCAAAUACUUACAGAACACC
Molecule: messenger RNA, 967 nt
Organism: Ailuropoda melanoleuca (giant panda)
Lineage: Eukaryota; Metazoa; Chordata; Mammalia; Carnivora; Ursidae
Gene: PIERCE2
Product: piercer of microtubule wall 2
Exons: 2
Coding region: 118-483 (121 amino acids)
Biological process (GO): axoneme assembly
Cellular component (GO): axonemal microtubule
Source: RefSeq, a predicted model, not a curated record